GAUAAAUCCUCUAUUAUAAAAGCACGACCAUCAUCGGUUAUUGGCAUCAGUUUCGCAUAAGCCAACAAAAUGUUUCCAUUAUCUUUAGUUUGUGCCCUAAUUCUCGCUCUCUCAGUAGUUGCUGAACCCCCAAGGAGGUUCAACUCGAGAUUUUCCAGGCAGUUUGAACGAUUAGAAGGCGAUUCCGCACCUUACCCACCGUCAGGCUGGAGACCCUCGGGAGCGCAGUUCAACCUCCCUGAGCCUCAAUCUUCCUAUGGCCCUCCUUCCCAAGAAUACGGACCUCCUGAAGUAACCACGACAAUUGAACCGGAAGUGACUACUACAGAAUUGCCUACCACCACUGAAUCUGUUGACGCAGAUACAGAAGAUGUUGGAUCAGGAAACAAUGCAGGUCCGAACGAAGCAUUAACGAAUGGAGAUCGUGGAUUUUAUUACGUUUAUCAUCCAAGUGGAUUGCUGCAGAAGGUUCAUUUUGAUACUACAGAUGAUGCCAGCAAAAUGGAGUUCAGUGCGAGACUUAGGUAUGAGAACGUUGAACCGAUAAGUGGACCCAUUUACACUUAUGAUCCUCUGACCUAUACCUUGCAGAGACUGUGA
This is a messenger RNA of Phaedon cochleariae (mustard beetle), 600 nucleotides long. The record is from the annotation of a GenBank genome assembly. Lineage: Eukaryota; Metazoa; Arthropoda; Insecta; Coleoptera; Chrysomelidae.